Hyposmocoma kahamanoa is the source of this 1309-nucleotide messenger RNA. RefSeq lists its product as uncharacterized. The record is from RefSeq and is a predicted model, not a curated record. The coding region runs from base 316 to 828 and encodes 170 amino acids. Lineage: Eukaryota; Metazoa; Arthropoda; Insecta; Lepidoptera; Cosmopterigidae. The transcript is spliced from 2 exons.
GCUAAAAAGCAUCUUCAAUCCAAUCAAGUAUUAACAGUGGAAUUCGAAGCCAAUAAACUUCCUUCAUUGGAAAAUAUUAAGACUGAAGUUGGGGAUGAUCCCUUGUGUACUCCUGCGACUAUCGCAAACGCCACUUUAAUUAGUAAUUUUGGGGCUUCGACUAGUGGAAUUGGAGCUUCAAUUAGCGGAUUUGGAGCUUCGACUAGCGGAAUCGGAGCUUCACCUAGCAGAAUCGGAAAUUCAACUAGCGGAAUUGGAGCUUCAACAAGCGGAAUUGGAACUUGGACUAGCGGAUUUGGAGCUUCGGCUAACGACAUGGAGGCUUCUACAAGUGGAAUUAAUGCUUCGACUAGCGAAAUGGAGACUCCGACUAACGGCAUUGGAAAAUCGAUUAGCGAAAUGGACAUUCCGAGUCGUGGAAUUGAUGCUUCGACUAACGAAAUAGGGGCUUUGAUUAGCGGAACCGAGGCUUCGGCUAGUUCAAUACACGAGGAGUAUGAUAUAAUAAUUAAAGAAGAACCAGAAGUAUCAGAAGAAAUCGAGGAGCCUGCGCCUGUGGAGUCUGCGCCUCUGGAACUUUACGUGGGUCGAAGGGUAGUCGCCAUUACAUAUUUCCUGGCGCAGUUAAAGAAGAUCUCAAGCCAUAGUCCUUCCUGUGGCUUUGGUAGGUUUUUCUGUAUAUUGUAUUCGGCUAUUAUAUCCGAGUUUCUUCUAUGUGUUGUUAGGCUUAUGGCUUUUCCCUUUAGGCUCAAUUUAUAUUGCGGCCUUCGCGCCACUUCGCCACUUGAAUACGCGAGCAUGCACAAGAAUUCCGCAGAAGACGCGUGACGUGAUUUUUGGCUCGUAUCUAGUACGUUGACCAUAAAGUCCAUUAUGCUAUGUAAAAUAUCGUUUCAAAAAUUCGCUAUUAUUCCGUUUCACCGCAAUAUAAACAGCCUUACGGACGGAUGAAAAUUGCUUGAGCUUUGUUAACUUCCGAGGAAGUUGUUUUGCAUUCUAGCCGAAUUUCUUUUUUUAGUAAUUAGAUCAAGUUUCGGACACCUGAUUUAUUUUCUACUACUUUUUUGUCUGCUAUGUAAAACAAUUGCUGACAUAUAUGAUUUUUUUUAUCACCACCAGCGCCAACCUAAUCAGGAAUCGAAGUGAUCUAUCCGACCAUUUUUCUGAUAAAUAGAUAGAUAGGGAGAACCACCGCAACCAUUAUUCGCUUAAUACAGCUGGAAUUGCUUUGGAUUAUUUACUUUCUAUAAUAUAAAAAAAAAUAGAUUAGAUAGACUAAGAAAACCAUUCAAUCCUUAUCAUAACUAAA